AUGGCCUAUUGGGUUGAAUCGAGCAUCGAGCGUCUGACUGAUGACCAAAUGGAUCAUGCUUGGAAUUGCUUGAGGGACAUAUAUUCCAAUCGGCCCUACUUCAAAGAGAUGCACAAGCCAGCCCGGCUGCGCAGGUCUGCUCUGCGGGCAGGAUUGCAACGAGACUUCUACAACUGCACCGAGACGACCUUGGGCCUCUCGUUACGGAACCGGGCUACUGGUGGCUUGAGGCUUUCUGCCGCCUAUGAAGAAGUGAGCGAUCAAAUAACACGCCGAGAUCCCCUUUCCAAGGUCCACCUGGAGAAUUUUGGCAAAAGUAUCAGGAACAUGGCUGAGAAGCUGCUAUUGCGUGCCAAUGCUCGAUCUUCGGAUACGACCCCAUCACCAUCAUAUGAUGAAGCUAUGCGCUUACUCGACUCUGGAUACCCGUUUUAUCAACUUCGAAGCAUUGACAUGGAGGCGGCUAAACUGAAUACCGUCAGGAUCAAUCAAGCCAACAGGGUCGCCAUAAAUCAUCGCGGAAUUGGGACCAAGGAAAAGAUAGGAAGGGUUUGCUAUAACCUCCUUAUCUCGGCGUAUCCGCCGGAUAUGCAUACGUUCAACUCCUUGAUGAUCGAGCUUGAUGGCGUGCACCUUACUGCCUUCUCGGAGCAAAUCAUCCACAGCUUUUUCUUCGAGACAUAUCUAAAGCCCACGCCGACAACUUUCGCUGCGAUCCUUUCCCACUACACCUUGACAAGGAAUCAUGGAAAGUUCAUGCGGACCAUCGCGAGUAUAGUUGGCCUUGACCCCAAAAGUGGUGCAAAAGUACGACGAUUCCACAUUGAUGCUGCACUGGAUGAUCCCAUGUAUCGUCGCUGGGCUAUGAACACCCGUGACAGAACCUUGCUUGGUGACUACGUCUACGAGCACUUGCCGCUGAACCGUCUUGUUGUAGAGGAGAUCUUGAGGGGCCUGAUCCAUUUUCAUAUGAUACCGGAGGCGAUCACUUUUUUCACGACCUGCAUCCGCAGGAACAUAGCUAUUACAACGACGACGAUCAAGCAAGUUUUCGAUGCGUGUGUAUGGACUUUGGACUGGUCUGCGGGUGUGAAACUCCUUCAAGAGAUCUCCAAGCACGUUCAUUUGUGGAAGGUUCUGAUGAAACUUUGUGAUUACCAAACCAGAGCCCAUUUGAUUGAUAGGACGUAUUCUAUCUUCGACAUGGUCGGAAUGGGAGGAGCAAGUCGACAAAUACCGGCUGAGCGACUGGCUGAGCUUGAACUCUCAUCCAACAAGCUCCUAAAACUCAAAGCAAAGGUUACGAGAAGUGCUUCUGGCUUACCGGAAUAUUUACAGCCCACUCGAGAACGGGGCAGCCUUGAGCUUGACGAAGACAUAGAAAGUCUCUGGAAGGAAAUUACCCGCGUGAGGAAGACUUUUGCGUCUAUCGAGAGCAAGUUUUUGAAAUAUCCUUUGACUCUCGAAGUUCGGGCCUGGAUGGCAGAUCGGAUCGGUCACGAUGCCCUUGAGCGAUCCGAUUUGCUCUUUACUGAGAUACAAGAAAGUCUUGAACAGUGGGACCUCAUAGAGCAAAACUCGAAUCUACAGCGGCGGCGGAACUCAGUAGUCUCGGAAAGGCUGCAUGCCGGCGAAGCCACCAGACUUGAAAACGAAACUCGACCUCACACGCCUCUUCUCUCAGAUUUGGUAGCCAGGUCCACAGGUUGGGGUACCCAAAAUGUGGUCAUGAAUGUCAAAGUCGGGACAAACCAUGAAUGA
Messenger RNA from Clonostachys byssicola, 1761 nucleotides. The record is from the annotation of a GenBank genome assembly. Lineage: Eukaryota; Fungi; Ascomycota; Sordariomycetes; Hypocreales; Bionectriaceae.